AUGGGCAACACAUCAGGAAGCACUGUGGAUGACCUGCAGGCAGUGGAAAUGCACCUCUGGUACAAGAAGUUCAUGACUGAGUGCCCCUCAGGGCAGCUCACUCUGCACGAGUUCAAACAGUUUUUUGGGCUUCGAGGACUGGACCCAGAGGCCAACGCUUACAUAGAGCAGAUGUUUCGCACCUUUGACAUGAACAAGGACGGAACCAUAGACUUCAUGGAGUAUGUGGCAGCCCUGAGUCUGGUGAUGAGAGGGAAGAUGGAGCACAAGCUGCGCUGGUACUUUAAACUUUAUGAUGUGGAUGGCAAUGGCUGCAUUGACCGACAUGAGCUUCUCAACAUCAUCAAGGCCAUUCGAGCAAUCAAUGGGAAUGAGAGUCAGGAAACAAGUGCUGAGGAAUUCACCAACCGUGUGUUUGACAGGAUUGAUAUAAAUGGAGAUGGUGAGCUCUCCUUGGAGGAGUUUGUUGCCGGUGCACGCAGUGAUGAAGAGUUUAUGGAUGUGAUGAUGAAAAGCUUGGACCUCGCCCACAUUGUGGCCAUGAUCCACAACAGGAGGCAUAGCAUUUAGGAUCUGGAUGGUCCUACUACCUCAUCUUUUAAUUAAGAUCUUAACCAGAGCUACAGCCCCUCUGGUAAAUGGUCAUUUACAGCAUUUUUCUAUGGUCAUGUUAAAUUUAAUGAUGCCACCGCACUACAAACAUGGACAUUUCUUUUUUAUGACCUUUAAGUUUGACACAUAUGCACUUUAAAUGUGUUGGGAUGACUCAGUCAGCCUUCACAAACUGUUCAUUGUCCUGGUUUAAUGAUGCUGAGCUCUCCCAAGGCCACCUUGGCAUGAGGGAUGAUCUCUCAGACGGUCCACUUAUCCUCAGAUACCCUGCGGGAUAAAGGAGGGAGAUAGGAAUAGAGUGGCAAUUACAUGCACUCUGCUAUGCUUUCCAAAUCUUCCUCUUUUUUUUUUGACUCCCUCUGAAAUAAAAUUACUCAGUCUGUUUACCCAUUCCUGCCUAGCGGGUUCACAGGAGGAGCUAUGAGCCUCCAGUUUGUUUAACAUCUGUGCUAAUUUGAUGAAGUCAGUGUCUGUAACACAGAAACAGGUGGAUUUCACUUUAAAAAUAUUUGCUCAGUGAUGGAACAAACACCCCAGAUAACAUUUGUAAAGAGAUGCAGAAAACAAUGUUUAUAUUUUUUAUUUUGUGCACCUUUUCUUACCAGGGGAAUCAAAGUGGCUCUUGGUUUUAUAGCAUUUUGUAUGUCAAACAGAUUAGUCACUUAUUUAAACAGCAUGUGUGUGGGUGUUGGCUCUGGCUGAAUGGUUUGCUGUUUGUUCAGUAUUGAUACAGAUAUAGAUCACCUUCUCAUGUUGCUUAAUCGCUUGCUGUGCUCGAUUGGUGCCUUUUGUAAGAUUUCUGAAUGUGUUCAUUAAGCUUUUUGCUUAUUUGUACAGUAAACAUGAACAGUUAAAAUCCCCUAUGAAAUGUUUCACUUCAGUGUACCUCAUCAGAAUAUUGAAAUUCUGAAGGAAUUAAUAAAGUUCAUGUCAUUGUAUAAA
Molecule: messenger RNA, 1554 nt
Organism: Sphaeramia orbicularis (orbiculate cardinalfish)
Lineage: Eukaryota; Metazoa; Chordata; Actinopteri; Kurtiformes; Apogonidae
Gene: guca1aa
Product: guanylate cyclase activator 1Aa
Exons: 4
Coding region: 1-570 (189 amino acids)
Molecular function (GO): calcium ion binding
Source: RefSeq, a predicted model, not a curated record